Molecule: messenger RNA, 3297 nt
Organism: Solanum stenotomum
Lineage: Eukaryota; Viridiplantae; Streptophyta; Magnoliopsida; Solanales; Solanaceae
Exons: 5
Coding region: 1-3297 (1098 amino acids)
Source: RefSeq, a predicted model, not a curated record
AUGGAAGGUCCCAGUAAUAAAAAGUGGAUGUAUUGUGAUAGAGUUAGUAAAGAAUACUUGGAUGGAGUAAAUGACUUUUUAAAUCAUGCCUUUUCUCAAAAACAAAAUGGAGACAAAAUUGCAUGUCCCUGUACAGAAUGUGUGCUUUUCCAUCAAGUAAAUCGGGCCACAGCAUAUGACCAUCUUGUGGUUAAUGGCAUUUUGUCAUCUUAUGAUACAUGGUUUUGUCACAGGGAGUCUUUAAAAAAAUCAAACAAUACUCAAGUAACUAAUUGUAGCCAGUCAACUAUAAGGGGCGAUGAUGUGACCGGAAUUAUACAUGAUGCCUUUGGAGGAUGUACACAACUUAUGGAUAGUGAUGUCAAUGAAAGGAGCGAGGUGGAGCCAAACCUAACAGAAAAUAGUGCUUGUACAUCUGGAAAUCAAACUCAUCAAGAGAUGGAUAAGUUUGAACAACUCAUGAAGGAGGCAAAUGAAGAACUUUAUCCUGGAUGUAAGAAGUUUAGCAAAUUGUCCUUUUUGCUACAUAUCUAUCGUACUAAAUGCAUGUUCAAAUGGUCAAAUGAAUCUUUUGAUUCUUUGCUUGGACUAUUAAAGGAUGUGCUGCCAGAAGGGGAAAAAUUACCUCCUUCUUUCUAUGAGACCAAAAAGAUAGUCGAAGGUUUGGGCUUAAAGUAUGAAAAAAUUCAUGCUUGUCCCAAUGAUUGCAUGCUUUUCAGAAAAGAGUUUGCCAGUAAGGAUGUCAAUGAAUGCAAAAUUUGUGGAGCUUCUAGAUGGAAAAAUAAUGCAAAGAAAAUUCCAGCCAAGGUCCUAAGGUAUUUUCCUUUAAAACCAAGACUACAAAGAUUAUUUAUGUCUUCAAAAACUUCAAAAGAAAUGCGAUGGCAUCAUGAAGAGCGCAACAAAGACGGUGUUCUACGACAUCCUGCUGAUUCUGAAGCUUGGAAAAGUUUCGAUAACAAGUAUUCUGAAUUUGCUGGAGAUCCUCGUAAUGUCCGUUUGGGAUUAGCUUCUGAUGGGUUUAAUCCAUUUGGCACAAUGCAAACUGUUCAUAAAGAGUUAAAUGAAUUGUGGAGUGUUGGAGUAGAAACAUAUGAUGUUUCUACAAAGGAGACAUUUCAAAUGAGAGCAGCUCUUAUGUGGACUAUAAAUGAUUUUCCAGUGUAUGGUACUCUUUCUGGAUGGAGCACUUUUGGUCGAUUUGCAUGCCCUUCAUCCAAUAUAAACACUCACUUUAAAAGGCUCAACCAUGGAAGGAAAUUUUGUUUCAUGGGACAUCGACGUUUCUUGAAGUCUGGCCACGGAUAUCGAAAUGAUGCAAAAUCAUUUGAUGGUACUAAAGAAACAAGACCUGCACCUUGUGCCAUAUCUGGGUCACAAGUGUUGGAUCAAGUUAAAGAUAUAAAAUUUACUCUAGGACAAUCAAGUGAAGAGGUAAGUGGGGUGCUGAAAAAUACAUGGAAAAAGAAGAGCAUAUUUUUCGAUCUUCCUUAUUGGGAGUAUAACUUGGUGCGCCAUAAUCUUGAUGUAAUGCACAUAGAAAAAAAUGCUUGUGAUAACAUAAUUUAUACACUACUGGGUCUUGGUAAAAAGUCAAAAGACAAUAUAGAAGCACGAUUGGACUUAAAGGAGAUGAAAAUAAGACCAAGCUUAUGGCCUCAGUAUCGAGCUAGUGGGAGGGCAUAUCUUCCUCCUACUUAUUUCACAAUGUCUUCUAAAGAAAAAGAGAUGUUUUAUGAAUUACUACAAAAUGCCAAGUUUCCACAUGGCUAUGCGUCUAAUAUCUCACGUUGCAUUCGCAAACAAAAGAUAUCUGGGUUAAAAACUCAUGAUUGCCAUGUUAUAAUGCAAGAACUUCUUCCUCUUGCCUUGCGGAAAUCUACAGAUAAAAGAGUCAAAUCUGUUUUAAUUGAACUAUGCACAUUCUUUCGUGUUUUGUGUAGCAAAGUAUUGAAGGUAGAAGAGUUAAAAUUACUUGAAGAAAAAAUUCCAGAAACAUUGUCUACUAUGGAGAAAAUCUUCCCCCCAGGAUUCUUUACUAUUAUGGUACACUUAGUUACUCACUUGGCAACUGAGGCUAAACUUGCAGGUCUAGUACAAUAUCGCUGGAUGUAUCCAAUUGAGAGAUACUUGGGUACUUUAAAAUCAUAUGUCCGUAAUCGUGCAUGUCCAGAAGGUUCAAUAGCAGAAGCAUACAUAGCAAAUGAAUGUUUGGCAUUUUGCUCACGAUAUUUAGAGGGUGGAGAUUCAAGAUCUUAUUAUUCACGAAAAUGUGAUGAUGAGAUUGAGCAUGAGACUAGUAAAGAAGAAUGUCUUUUUCCUUCUACCGGAGAGUCAUAUGGUGCAGUAGAUGUAUAUGAAAUGGAUGAGAAAACACUAUUGCAAGCACAUCAGCAUGUGCUUUUCAAUUGCGAGUCAGAGGUGGUAGAGAAUUAUAAAAAAGAACAUAUUGCUGAAAUAAAGAGAUCACAUUGCAAGCGUCGUUUGACACAACAUCAACUUGACUGUAUGCAUUUCGAUACAUUUAGUGAGUGGUUCAAAGACAAAGUGAAAGAGUUAGAAGUCACAUCUGACAUCUUAAAGAAUGUUAUAGUUCUUGCAAGAGGGCCGAGUUACAUUGCAAAAAGAUUCAAUGCCUAUGAUGUAAAUAAUGGAUAUCGAUUUAGAACAAAACAAAGUGAAGAGCACCUAGACACACAAAAUAGUGGUGUUAUGGUCGUUUCAAAGACUGAAAAUUAUGCAAGUUCAUGUGACAAUGCUCCGAAGUCUUCAAAUAUCACAUAUUAUGGUAGAUUGAAUGAAAUUGUGGAGUUAAACUACUAUGAAGAAUUUAAGGUUAUCUUAUUUAAGUGUGAUUGGGUUGAUGUAACCAAAGGUAGAGGAAUUAUGGAAGAUGACUUGGGUUUCACAGUUGUGAAUUUUUCACGCCUGGCUGAUUCUGGCGAUCAAGAACGUCAUGAGCCCUUUAUAUUUGCAGAACAAGCUCAACAAGUAAUAUUUGUGCAAGAUCCUCAAGAUCGUGAAUGGUUUUUUCCUAGGUUAAUUAAACCUCGAGACGUUUUUGAUAUGGGAGAGGAAAAUAGUGUGCAGUUUGAGUCAUCAAUGCAAAGUGAUUCCACUGACUUGGCUAUCUUAGAAAAUUCUCACAUUCUUGAGUAUGAAAAUAAUGAUUGGGUAAGAAGUGGAGUCGAUGGAAUAGUAAUUGAUACAGAAGUUCAUACUCAAGCUUCUCUAAAUGAUGGUGAAGCUAAUCCCGAGGGAGAAAAUGAUAUUGAAAAUAAAAGUGAUCCAGAAUGA